AUGGUGUUGUUGAGUAGAAAUUCAAGCUCUAACAAACAAACAUCCUUAUUCGAUAUUAGAAUCAAGGGAACUGAUCAUGAUGUAUUGGUUAUUAAAGGGUCUGCUCACGAGGCUCCAUCAGUUUUAGUAAAUGGUUCAAUUGUUUUAUCAGUUUUAGAACCAAUUUCAAUUAAAAAACUGAGUUUAAAACUUUAUGCAACUUUAAGAUUAAAAUGGACAAAUUCUUAUGAAACUCAAAGGGGUUCAGUUUUGAAAAAACCAUUCCGUUAUGAAAAAAGAAUAUUUGAACAUAAUUGGGAUAGUUUUGAUCUGAAUAAUCUUUAUGAUAAUUAUAAUAGCAAAAGUCCAACUUUAACACGGAAGAACAGUUCCGCUAACAGUUCUUCAAGUUCACUGAAAAGUUAUGGUAAAAAAUCAAAAUCAUCAACAAAUUUGGCAAGUUUUGGUUCAUCAACAAGUUUAAGUGGUUCUGCAAAUAAUAGUCACCUUUUAUUACAAGGUAAUUACGAAUUCCCAUUUAGUGCUGUUUUGCCAGGUUCAAUCAAUGAAAGUGUUGAAGGUUUACCAGGUGCUACAGUGGUUUAUAAAUUACAAGCUAAUAUUGAUCGUGGUAGAUUUUCAAAUGAUUUAGUUGUUAAGAAGCAUUUAAGAGUUGUUAGAACUUUAACUCCAGAUUCAGUCGAAUUAUCAGAAACAAUGGCUGUUGAUAAUACUUGGCCUAAGAAAGUUGAAUAUACUAUUAGUAUUCCUUCAAGAGCAGUUGCUAUAGGUUCAUCAUGUCCAAUUCAUAUGAUUUUAGUUCCUUUAGCUAAAGGUUUAAAAUUGGGUAAAAUCAAAGUCACUUUAAGUGAAUAUUACUCUUGUUGUGGUUCUUAUGGACCUCCACAUUCCGGUGAACGGAACAUUCAUGAUAUUGUCAUUCCUGCUUCAAAUCAAGAAAUUACAGAUGACAAAUGGGAAAUUAAUUCCACCAUUAAUAUACCUGCAAGUUUAUCAAAAUGUACACAAGAUGUUGAUAUUUUAAAUAAUAUUAAAGUUCGUCAUAAAUUGAAAUUUGUUGUUGGUUUAAUUAAUCCUGAUGGUCAUGUUUCAGAAUUACGUGCAUCACUACCUUUGAUUUUAUUUAUUUCUCCAUUUGUUGCCCUUGGUGUUAAAAAUUUUGAUAGAGAAAGACAUGGUUCAAUUGCAAGUGAAGGCUCUGCAGGUUCAUUUAAUGAUAUCCCUUCAGAUAACGAUGAAUUAGAUGAUGAUGACGUUAUCUUUGCACCUGAUCCAGAAACUACACCAGCCAACCUAAGUUCUCAAAAUUCAAUUACAAAUGCUGAAAGAAUGGCUCCACCUAAUUAUGAAAAUCAUAUCUAUGAUAGAUUAUGGAGUGAAAUUGCAAUUGAAGAUACUCCAGAAGGUUCAAGAGCUGCCACACCAGCACCUGGAACUCCAAAUGGUUAUCAAAAUAGUGAAAGCUUAACUGAUAGUGGUGGUAUGGGUAAGCUGACUGAAAACUUGAGAAGAUUACAUCUACAACGUCAAGCCGAAGUUAAUUCUCAACCUUCUCUAGAUUCUUUAGCUGGAAAUAGAGGAACUGCUGCUUAUAAUUUACAAACACCUAUCAAUGAACUUAAUACUCCACCAACUAAUGAAUCUGAUUAUUUCUCUAUAAGGCCACACAAAGAAGGUAUUGUUUCACCGGGUGUUCAUUCGCCAUAUUUCAAUCAUAUUUCAAGAGUCAAUUCAGAAACCAAUUUACCUGGAAGUAUUAGAAGUGGUAGUCCUGCAUCAAGAGAUUGGAAUUCAGAAAGUAUGUCACAAGUUCCAUCUUAUCAAACAGCAAUGAAAGCCUUCACACCUGAUAACUUAUCACCUGCUUAUGUUCCACCUGAUUAUGAAGACCCUGAAGUUACAAGACCUAGAGCCAUCCAUCUAAAAUCAUCAUCCUUGAGUAAUUCAAGAGCUCAAAGUACAGCAUUAUUGUCCAAUUUAAGAGGUGAUUCAUCAUCACAUCAAAUGGAUCGCUCUAUGAACUCAUCUACUGGGUCAUCUCCCUCUAUAUCUAGAAAUGCUUCAUCAAAUCAUCUACCUUCUUCUUCAUCCAACAACAACAGCAGUUUAAAUCUGAACUAUUCAAGAUCUCCUCAAAAGCAUAAAUUUAACAACAACUUUGGAUCAUUAACUCCAUUAUCACCAUCACCACCUGUUAGGCCACAAUCUGCUUCUCCUUCAGAUAAUUCAACACAAUCAUCUGUGCCAACACAUGUGUCUUUAGGUGGAUUACAACAUCAAAACAAGUCUGCAUCUUUUGUCAAUUUGAUGGGUACUUUGCUACAUAGAAAAGACUCCAAAAGAAAUGUCAAAGACUGAAAACAUUAUGAUGAUCAUGCCGUUGCUACUUUAUUUAUUUGUUCCUCUUCCAUCUCACCAAUCAUAAAA
Molecule: messenger RNA, 2427 nt
Organism: Hansenula anomala
Lineage: Eukaryota; Fungi; Ascomycota; Saccharomycetes; Phaffomycetales; Wickerhamomycetaceae
Gene: ROG3
Product: Rog3p
Exons: 2
Coding region: 1-2358 (785 amino acids)
Biological process (GO): ubiquitin-dependent endocytosis
Cellular component (GO): cytoplasm; plasma membrane; cytosol
Molecular function (GO): ubiquitin protein ligase binding; protein-macromolecule adaptor activity
Source: RefSeq, a predicted model, not a curated record